GUGUCGGUGGGCAGCCGGCUGGGGAUCUGCACGGUGGCCAUGCUCAGCAGGAUGGACGGGCCCCUGGGGCAGCGCGUGGGCCACUCCCUGGAGGUGCUGGAGGCCCUGCAGUGCCUGGAGGGCCAGGGGCCAGCGGAUCUGCAUCACCUGGUCACCACGCUAGGGGGCUCUCUGCUGUGGCAGUGCGGGAAGGCCGGCUCAGUGGGGCAGGGCGCCGCCCGCAUCGCAGCCUCGCUGGCUGAUGGCUCGGCCCUGGGGAAGUUCCAGGCCAUGCUGCAGGCCCAGGGGGUGGAGGCCGGCAUGGCCCGGGCCCUGUGCACAGGGACGGAGGAGCAGCGCUACCAGGUGCUCGGCCGGGCUCGUGCCCAGGAGGAGCUGCCCGCGGCCCAGGACGGCACAGUGCAGAGGGUCGAGGCCCUGCCCAUCGCCCAGGUGCUGCAUGAGCUGGGAGCCGGCCGCACCCAGAAGGGGCAGCCAAUCAACCACCACGUGGGGGCCGAGCUGCUGGUGACGGUGGGGCAGCGCGUGGCUAAAGGUUCACCCUGGAUCCGGAUUCACUACGACACCCCGGAGCUGAGCAACGAUCAGAGACGCACCCUGCAGGGGGCGCUGGUCCUGGCAGGCUCGGAGCCCUUCGCGCCCAGCUGCAAGGUCGCAGAGAUCAUCCUGCCACAGGGCAGCCGGUCACUGGAGGAGGUGACAGGGGAGCAGGGCUUGGGGAGCAGCCAGGCACUGCUCUGCUCUGCCUGAAGGGAGGGGUCCCCUGCCAGCUGGCUCCCCACAGCCCCAUGCAGACGCUGCCCCCAGGGACC
Messenger RNA from Terrapene triunguis (Three-toed box turtle), 812 nucleotides. Its product is annotated as thymidine phosphorylase-like. Gene Ontology annotation, molecular function: pentosyltransferase activity; 1,4-alpha-oligoglucan phosphorylase activity. The annotation marks the transcript as partial. The transcript has 4 exons. Gene Ontology annotation, cellular component: cytosol. Gene Ontology annotation, biological process: pyrimidine nucleoside metabolic process; pyrimidine nucleobase metabolic process. The record is from RefSeq and is a predicted model, not a curated record. Lineage: Eukaryota; Metazoa; Chordata; Testudines; Emydidae.